Molecule: messenger RNA, 612 nt
Organism: Rhinocladiella mackenziei CBS 650.93
Lineage: Eukaryota; Fungi; Ascomycota; Eurotiomycetes; Chaetothyriales; Herpotrichiellaceae
Product: 60S ribosomal protein L12
Exons: 5
Coding region: 1-612 (203 amino acids)
Biological process (GO): translation
Cellular component (GO): cytosolic large ribosomal subunit; ribosome
Molecular function (GO): structural constituent of ribosome; large ribosomal subunit rRNA binding
Source: RefSeq, a predicted model, not a curated record
AUGGCGCAUGAGAUCUCGCACAAAAUGGAUUUCCGCAUCUCUAAAUCUCGAACUAUUCCUCAGCGAGAGACGAGCUACGACACCUCGAGAACGACAGACUACCUUCCGCACUCGCCAUGCUUAGAUCCCAAUGAGGUGAAGAUCAUCCACCUCCGCGCCACCGGCGGUGAGGUUGGAUCUUCAGCAACACUCGCUCCCAAGAUUGGCCCUCUCGGCCUCUCCCCUAAGAAAGUCGGAGAAGAUAUUGCGAAGGCAACCGGUGACUGGAAAGGACUCCGUGUCACAGUCAAACUCACAAUCCAAAACCGACAAGCUGCUGUCUCCGUGGUACCGUCAGCAUCGUCUCUCGUCAUCCGUGCCCUCAAGGAGCCACCCCGUGACCGCAAGAAGGAGAAGAACAUCAAACAUUCCAAGUCAAUCCCACUCGACGAGAUCUUCGACAUUGCACGAACAAUGCGCGGCGCUAACAAGUCUUUGGCCCGUGAAUUGAAGGGUACAGUCCUCGAGAUCCUCGGCACUUGCUUUAGUGUUGGGUGCCAGGUUGAUGGCCGGUCGCCGAAGGAGAUCAGUGACGAGAUCAAGGAGGGUUCGAUUGAAGUUCCUGAUGAGUAG